Vollenhovia emeryi is the source of this 2759-nucleotide messenger RNA. RefSeq names its product maltase A2-like. The record is from RefSeq and is a predicted model, not a curated record. Bases 448 to 2556 code for a protein of 702 amino acids. Gene Ontology annotation, biological process: carbohydrate metabolic process. NCBI's taxonomy places the organism in Eukaryota, Metazoa, Arthropoda, Insecta, Hymenoptera, Formicidae. The transcript has 9 exons.
GAUAUCGCAUCGCUAAAUAUAAUACGAGGCACGCGGUUCUACUAACCGUCCGCCGCGGCACGCGAGGCGGCAUGACGACGGUGGCGGCGGUAGUCGCCGUUUGAGACCGUCGACGCUCGCACGACGUCGACCCUCCGUCGCCUUGGUCGACGACGAGGAAGCCUGCCGAGUACCACCGCGUCCACGACGGCCGGCCGUGGUAAACGGAGUGCCGGGCCUCUCCCAGGCGGGUGCCGUCCGCGAAUGGUGGGACUCUCCGAGUGCCGCGGGGUGAUUUGCGAUAUUUCGGACGCGAAGCGCCUCUUGGACCGGAAACCCGAUCGAUCGUCGCCGAAAGCCGUAGAGUGGAGCCGACCCGCAGAGCAGAGGAGAUCUUGAAUGCUUAGUUAGCGGCAGUUCCCCCGAGAGGCAUACGCAAUCCUUACAAAAGAAAAGAAAACGGAAGCGAUGAGUAUCCAGAAGCCAGAGGAUCUCUUGUCGGUUGUUAUAUCAAGCGAACUUCCACCGUCACCGAACUCCCGACAGCUGUUCAUAAAUCAAGAUCAACAGGAUGAAGAAGCGUCCGAUUGUCCCCUAUUAACACCAAGCCCACCGCCUAUCCAAACCGACGAGACUCUCCAGUCGACGCCGGUAUUCAAUGCACUGGAAGGAGCUCCACUAGAGAUGAUAUCCACGUCGACGCUCGAGAAUAUUAAUACGGAGGACGGGUUUAACUUCAUGAAUAUAGUGAACAGUUCGAGCAAACCUUUAAACGAUGAACCGAGUUCACGCGAUCCCAUGGUGGAGUCCACCAGCAGCGGUAGCAGCAGUGACACAAACGAACCCGUUUGCGCACAACUGUUGACACAAUUGAAUACUGCAUAUCAACAUCUCGCGCCAGACGCUCAAGCUCUAUUUUACAACCAGGAGAACGGUGGCAAGCCACCGCUCGUUGGGAUUCAACUGGUGGUGCCGAAGCCGCCGAAAGAUUAUCGCUUUAUGAAGUGGAACUGGCCCCUGAUACGGAAGACAUGCUACUGGUCAUUGAUGUCGAUCUUGACCGGAUGCGCCGCUCUCGUUAUCGGCAUUAUCGCCACAAUGCCUACGAAAUGCGACCCGCCGGUGGAGUGGUGGCAAGGCAGCACCUUCUACGAAAUAUUCCCGGCAUCCUUCCAGGACUCGACGAAGGGUGCCGACGGGAUCGGCGAUCUACGAGGAAUAAUUAUGCGGCUGGACUAUUUGAAAAAUCUCGGAGUACGGGCCGUCCGAUUGAAUUCGAUAUUCCCGGCUCCGCAUUACCCGGAGUAUUACUCGGACAUUAGCAACAUGACGGGGGUGAACAAGGAGUUGGGCACGUUGGACGACUUCGCCGUUCUCGUGCGCGAGAUCCACAGGCGAAACAUGAGCCUAGUCCUCGAUUUGCCGCUGUACCCGUUCGUGAAGCGCUCGAUUGAAGCGAAGACAAAUGAGACCGAACGUGCGCUGCGGGAGAGACGUGAUCUCGCGAGCAACGCGAUAAUUCAGGACGCACUGCCGUCCGCGCCGGCCGCGUCGGUCGAAGUUAUCCGCGAGGUCCUGUCGUCACCGCUGCAAAAGAGGGAAACGCUUCCAUCGAGUGAACAGGACCACCCGGUCAGCGAGGCCGUCAGGAUCUGGCAGGAGCGAGGAGUGGACGGCUUCUAUCUGAAGGGACUAGAGCAUUACGUCGAGGAGGACACAUUCGUGAGCAAUCUCAGAUAUUGGAGGUCUCUUCUACGUCCGGGCAGCAUCUUCAUCUGUCACGUGGCCGCCCUGGACGCCGCUACCUCCGCUGCCGCGAGGAACUCCAUCCUGUCCAGGAUAGAUUUGAUCGACGUGACCCUUCGUCUGGCGAACGGCACGAGGAACAUUAAGGCACAGAUCGAGAGCAUCACGAAGGGUGUGCUCUUCGACAAGUCCGCCUACCCGUGGAUCCAUUGGUCCGUAGGCGGCGUGGACACCAACAGAGUGGCCUCCACGGUGACCGUCAAGAACGCCAGCAUGGCGGCUUCUCUUCUCGGCAUGAUGCUACCCGGGACACCGAGUAUAUUCUACGGAGAUGAGAUAGGUAUCGAGGAUUGUGAAUGUCGGGAUCACAUGGAUUUGGUACACGUGCACAAUUUGGUUCCUAUGUACUGGGAGAAGGAAGAUGGCUCCGGUAGCAGUUUUUCGCCUUCAGGAGUUACCGCUUGGUUACCAGAGGCUGGAAAACCUUUGGAAACCAGUUUAAAAAGCACCGUUACAAAAAUGGCGAGGCUACGGAUGGAAGCGACACCGGUUUACGUCAAAGCCGUGUUAAGGGAGAGCCAAAUUACUGCGAAUUGUGACGUUAGGUAUGUGGAAGAUGAAAUGAUUGUGAUUGAGCGAUGGUAUCCACGAAGAAAUUCCUAUGUGUUCGUGGCCAAUUUUGGCAAUGAGACGCGUGUAAAGGAUUUGUCAUUCCUUUAUUACGGUGGUCACGUUGUUGUUGGACCAAGAAACAGAAUGAAUCGAAAUGUGUACUUCAAAGAACUUACCGUCCCCCCCGGAGAAGCAUUUGUUAUAAAAUUAGAUAAGUGAGAGACAGUUUCUUUUGCUUAAGCCUCAUAUAGAUUUUUAUCACUGGAUUAUAUUUUUUAACUUUCACUUUUGUCGUAUAAAACAAUCGCUACUGUCAUUUAAGACAAUUAAAAGUAAGUAUGAAUAUCUUACAACGAAAUACAAUUUUAUACAAUUUUACUUUUCAAAAUUUCAGAGAUAAAAAGUUUUUAAAUUAUAAAUUA